This is a messenger RNA of Nerophis ophidion (straightnose pipefish), 3046 nucleotides long. RefSeq names its product G-protein coupled receptor 84-like. The transcript is spliced from 2 exons. Gene Ontology annotation, cellular component: membrane. Lineage: Eukaryota; Metazoa; Chordata; Actinopteri; Syngnathiformes; Syngnathidae. The record is from RefSeq and is a predicted model, not a curated record. Bases 231 to 1388 code for a protein of 385 amino acids. Gene Ontology annotation, biological process: neuropeptide signaling pathway. Gene Ontology annotation, molecular function: urotensin II receptor activity.
CGUUCUUUACUCUAAUUUGGAAGACGGAAAGACAGAGGAAAUCAUUUCAGAAAAGGCGGAAAAACCUCUACCUCUAACAAUUGCAUCACGUUGGUUGAUUUAUCAAUGCACAACACGCACACACACUGACGGGCUGACAGGAAGACAAAGAGAGAAGCAGGACCUCACACAGCAAGAAGGACCGUUUUGUCUGCUUUGAAAAUAAUUGGCAAAAAUAAUUCGCUUUGAGGAUGCUGCAGAACCUCACCAACCAAACAGAGGAUGGCUUCUCCUGCUACAGUCCUUCAGUGGAGGUCUACCGCUACUUUGCCGUGCUGUGGGGAUGUUCCGUCACCGUCACCGGCACAGUGGGGAACCUGAUGACCAUUUUGGCGUUUGCCUCAGACUCCCAACUGAGGACCCGCUUUAAUGUGCUGAUUGUCAACCUGGCUCUGGCUGACCUCCUGUACUGCACCGUGCUGCAGCCCAUUUCCGUCGACUCCUACCUCCACCUCAGAUGGCGCAGCGGGGAGCUCUGGUGCAGAAUCUUUGGCCUGCUGCUCUUCCUCUCCAACUCGGUCUCCAUUAUCACCCUCUGCUUGGUGGCUAUCAGUCGCUACUUACUGGUUGACAAAAGGGCAGUGUUCGACCGUGUCUUCUCAGACUGCGGACUGGCUUGCCUCCUGAUUGCAACGUGGGCGCUCGGCCUGGCCAGCUUCGGCCCGCUCUGGUCCGUUUAUGUGUUUGUGCCUCAAGUGUGCACCUGCAGCUUCCACCGAAUCAGGGGUCGGCCCUACACCACCAUUCUGCUCUUCUUCUACUUCUUCGUGGGACUGGCCUGCGUCGGCACCUUCUACUUCCUCAUUUACAGACGCGUGCGGCUCGCGUCGCUGGCCUUGCUACGCUACAGGUUCAGCCGCCGGUCUUCCAAGAAGAAAGCCCCGGAACCGGACGACAGCGGCGUGGGGAACAGCAUGGCCACUUGCAGCAGCGAGCUGGGCACCCAGGGCAAACUCUCAGAGAUGGAGAAUCCCCUCCAAAACACGCAAUGCAAGUCCUCAAAGGAAUCAUCUGCGCACAAGCCAAACGCUGACGUUGGAAGUGUGCCACCUUCAAACCCUGCCAGCUCAGGAGAGGAUUCAGAAUUCAAGCGUGUGACGCGCAUGUGCUUUGCGGUUUUCCUGUGUUUUGUGUUUUGCUUCGUCCCCUUCCUGUUACUCAAUAUUGCAGAUAAACGCGGCAGCGCCCCGCGGGUGCUGCACAUGUUGUGUGCCAACCUCACCUGGCUCAACAGCUGCAUCAACCCCAUACUCUACGCCGUCAUGAAUCGACAAUUCCGAAGGGCCUACCAUGUGCUGCUCACCAGGGCGGCUACACCUUUCUCAUACCUCUGGAUGCAAAACUCCUAACUUCUUGCAUGCUGCAUGUAGACUUUAGUUUGUAUUUGACUUUAGAAAGAAAGAAAGACAGAAAGAAAGGAAAAAAACAAAAUUGGCCAAAAAACAACAACCAAAGAUAAUAUAAUAUACUGUGUAUAUAUAUAUAUAUAUGUAUAUUUGUGUGUAUUUAUAUAGACAUUUGGACAGACCUUAUCAUUCACAACAAAACUAUCAAUUGAUAAAUGAAAAUGGAAAUGGAAAUUAUUUAUUGUCAAUUCUUAACAUGGUGCAAUUUCGAGACAGUCCGACUAAGAGCAGACAUACGUUACAGGGAGACAAAACGGGGCCGCCAACGGAUCAGCCAUUUUUACGGCGCUCCUUAAAAAAGGAGGGGAAAAGAUGGUAUUGGGAACUGGGGGGAAAGAGUAAAAAAAAUAUCAGUCAAAGGGCUGAGUCCAAGGGAAAAAACCUAAUUUGCAAUGCAGACAUAAACAUGUUACAUUUAAUCACGACAAUUUGCACAGAGGGAGGGGGGGGUUAGAGCCCUGGAAGGCCCCGAAGGGGGGAAAACAAGCGUUGGUGAAGGCGUGGGGUGGGGGAGGGGAGGUGUGUGCCCAACUGUCUUGGGUGUGAUGGUGUAAUGUUUUUGUAGACUGAAGCCGAUCUGAAAAAGUUUGCCUCCAGGUGUCGUUGAGAAAGGAGGGAGGUCAAAAGCGUCCAUCGUUGGUGUUUUUCGGAACAGCCUGGUCCUAGCGUCAAGGCCAUUCGAGGGAGUCAAAUCGUAGAAUAGGAUAUUUGUUUUUCGCGAACAGACAAAACAAUGGCUUGUCUGUUAUUAGUCCAUGCCGGCUUUCUCAAAUUCAAUUCAAUCUUCCUUUUGAGCAAACUUCUCCAUGAUGUGAUCCAUAUUGUGAUUUAGUUCAGAAAUCGCCACAGUCUGUGUACCCACAGCCCUGCCCAAACCUUCCACUGCGACGAACAACCGUUGGACUCCUUGAGUGGCUGCCAUCGUCUUACGAAUUUGCCGAUGUCCAGCCCAAUCAGCAAGUGCCCCAUGAUCACGGUUCCAAAUAGGUAGAUGUCUCACGUCCUCGAUGGAAAGAACUGAGAGGCACAUGAUUCUCCUUUUAUCCCAGGAGUCUCUCACGUACCCCGCAGCAAUGGUUCCAUCAGGGCAGCCAGGCUCCCCCGAAUCUCUUUUCCUCGUCGAAAAUACUUUGUCAAUUGCGUCGAGAGUCCAGCUGAUUAUAUCCAUCCCCGAUGUUUGGAUUUGAGGACAGCGCAAAGAAAGAGGCUUCAAAAAAAGUUCAGACAAGACAAAAACGAAGAGAGCAAGCUGGGAAAGGAGGGAACGGAGAAAAAUGCGACCGCCCUCACCACAGGCAAGACAGAAAGCAAGAAAUUCCACUAAUCAACCCUGAUAAGGCACACCUGUGAAGUGAAAACCAUUUCAGGAGACUACCUCUUUAAGCUCAUGGAGAGAAUGCCAAGAGUGUGCAAAGCAGUUAUGAAUCAGAACAAAGGGUGGCUAUUUUGAACGAGCUAGAACAUUAAACAUUUUUUCAGUAAUGUCACCUUUUUUUGUUUUGUACAUAACUCCACAUGUGUUCAUUCAUACUUUUGAUGCCUUCAGUGACAAUCUACACUAUAAAUAAUCAUGGAAAUAAAGAAAACACAUUGAAUGAGAA